Messenger RNA from Protopolystoma xenopodis, 516 nucleotides. The record is from the annotation of a GenBank genome assembly. NCBI's taxonomy places the organism in Eukaryota, Metazoa, Platyhelminthes, Monogenea, Polystomatidea, Polystomatidae.
AUGCCGGCCCAACGUGAGUCCCGACUGACGCCGAUUGGUUGCCUCGCCGCGAAGCGUUGGACUCGCACCGGCAACGCUCUGUCUGCAAGGCAGUUGAAGAGCACCAACCGAGCACCGUGUCUCAGGAGGCUUCGAUUUGGAGCUGAUUGCUCUCGACUUGUUGCGUCCCUCGUCGCCGGAGAGGCAUUCACGGCCUUAACCUUCUCUGGCCACGGUUUCGGUUUCACUUGCGGUCUCGGUCUCGGUCUCUUUCGUCCUGUUGCUCGUCGUCUCGUUCUUGGGCAUUGUGUCUGUCUCCGUCUCGGCCUGGCCAUCGGUUUCCCGUUCGGUUUCGGUCUCGGCGCCCAUUUCAGUCACGAAGUCAGUCGGUCUCAGUCUUGCUCUCGCUUCGGUUCUCCAUUCAGCAUUCGUUCGGGUCAAGGGGUUAAUCUUGGUCUCGUUCUCUCUCUCGGUGUUGGUCUUGGUGUCGGAUUUAAUGUCGGUCUCAGUGUCGUCUUCGGUGUCGGUGUCGGUGUC